Molecule: messenger RNA, 3342 nt
Organism: Ostertagia ostertagi
Lineage: Eukaryota; Metazoa; Nematoda; Chromadorea; Rhabditida; Trichostrongylidae
Source: the annotation of a GenBank genome assembly
AUGCAAUGUACAAGCUCUCCAAAUGCUUCCGACGUUCUAAUUACUGCAGCUAACCUUUAUGUUGAACGAACGGAACCCCUUCUCAUCCCAGCACAUCAUUGUUUCAACAAAACUAGGAGAAUAUGUGCAUCUUCUUACCUGCAUAUUUCUUUCUCAGUCGAUAGUGAUGAGGAAUUCAUGACACCAGUAGAACCUUCCAUCUGUAAAUCUAUAACCGAAACCAAAAAAUACAUGGGAGUUCCUCUUGAACCACUAUCCCAAAUGUGUAUGGAUCAGAAAAUCAGAUCCACUACUCCUACCCAUGGAGAUAUCGCAACAUUUGAUGGCACCCACCUUUUGGGACAAUUCGGUAAUAUGGCGCAUUGCAAUAUAGGGAAAAAUCAAUGCAUUCUUUCCCAUGGUACAGUACUUUGGGAACGACCACUUACCAACCAUCCCUUUUGUCGUUACGUUAAAGCUACUGAGGGUGUUGCGUAUGUUACACCAACGCACAUAGUAUUACAUAACAUCCAAUCUGCUUUUACAUAUAAAAAUGUAACACUCUCACCAUCCCAAAAGAAUACCUGGUGUCUAAGUAAGCACGCAAUCCCUAUGGAUAAUGGCGUAUUUAUCACAUUACCAGAACUAGGAGACCAUAAUCCUAGAACUGUAUUCACGGAACAUCCGGAUGUGGUAGUAAGCAUCAAUCAGCAGCACUUCCAUAAUUCUCAACUUAUACAUUUCAUGGAUUCUAUAACCCAAUCUUCUCGCAUGUAUCGAGACACGGAGGAAACCACUAAGGAAGAAACACCAAAUCCCAUUUCCCUCUCGAAAAAGAGCCACAGGAAACCUUUGCCUAGGGAAUCACCCUUGGAAGUUAAGGAGGACACUUUGAAUAGAAUACAACCGAAUGUUUCGGCACAAAUAGCUCACCACAUCGCGAUUAACUCAGAACCAGACUUUACAGUCAUGAACAAUGACGCGUCCCUUAGCCACGAACAGCGCCAGGAUAAUCGGCACGCAGAACUUAAUACCAAAAUGCAGUUCCUUAAGUUCAAAAUGGAAGAUAUGAUACAACAAGACUUCCAUUUCCUGUUAGAUCGCGUUUGCUCUCUUAUGAACUUCAAAAUCCAAGCGAUUAAAAGCAUAGCUCAACUCAACCCAACUAGCGCCGCUCGCAUGCUCCUAAAUCGCGAAGAUAUUUUCGCCUUAGCAGCGGGUGAUGUUCUUAUGAUUUCGAGGUGCAAAGAAAUUGUAAUAGACGAAAUCAUCUUCGAUCAUAAUGUGGAAGGAACAUGCUAUGUCUUUACACCUGUUCGCUCAGGAAAAACCUUUUAUUUUAUUCAACCUGGAACACGUGACCUGAUCACGACUAGUCCAACAGCCGACUGUGGCCACCUACCUUUUGCUAUCUACAAUGACGGCACUAAUCACUAUAAAUCCCCAGCAGGAUAUACUCAAGUAACAAAUAUUCACAUGAAUCUGCCCAGUGGAUUAAUAAGCCAAGACUUCGUCUUUAAUGCGCCACCAAUCUUUCAUUCUGAUUUGGCUAGAAUUUCCACGGAUAUCUAUCUCAUCAAAAAUCGCCUAAAUGCUGCCGAAGAACGGUCUUCUCCAAAGGCUAGACAAUAUCCAAGCGAAGCAGAACUAACCUCCGAAAACGCAGAGCACGAAAUAUCUAAUUCAGCGAAAUUUCUGGAUUCUAACGCCGCAAGCAUACUACAAAUGCAAAAAUCAACAGUACUUGAAUCUUUAGGAUUACAUAGAUUGGUUAAGACAAUCGUUCUUCUAUCUAUAGGUCUUAUAAUCUUUAUCAUUAUUGUUAUUUUAUAUUGUCAGUCCGCAUUAAUCAGAACGGCAUUGAAUACUGUCUUUCGUACCAUUGGCGUCUCCAUUUCAUUCAUUUUCGCCACGCUCUGUAAAAAGGAACGACCCACACCACCAGAUACACCGCUGAUUAACAAUCGUCCCACGGUAACGGCACGAAGACAACGACGUAGCUCAAACAGUCGUUCGAUAGAUACAGAUCCCAUGCGCGUUUCAGUUCACUUCCCUUCCAAUAUGGAUUCUCUCAACCCGAAGCAAGGCCAAGACCAAAACCAUCGCAACCUAAACCCUUUCCUCAACUAUAUUCCUAACAUUGCGUGCAUUCAUACUCAAACUACAAGCUCGAUGAUUUACGUGCCAACAAAACUCAAUCAAUCCGCGGUAGUAGCACUUUUCGAUACAGGAUCCGCUCUUACGAUAAUUUCUGAAAGUAUAGCGCGAAAAAUUAACGCUUCUUUCUCUCCGUCAUCAAUCAAACAAGGCGAAACAAAACCAUGCAAAUUACGUGCUACAUUGCCUCAGACGCAAAUUGUUCUUCUCCGUUCAUCCUUAGGAAACGACGUCAUCUCUCAAUUUGCACAAAAUUUAUCUAUCAAUUACAAAUAUAACACGAUUUCGUUUGACUCCAUAUCGAUCCCAUUCGUUUCCAUUGACAAAAAUCCUGCUAAUUUUCGUCAAUUUCCUGUUUAUCUCAUCAACGAAAUUCACCUACAACCUUUUUCGGAUCAUGUAACAUUAGGUACAACAUAUACUUCAUUUCCACAACAUUGGGAACUUUUUACCGCAGAUAACCUCAACAACAAUUUACCACUUGGUAUUCAAGUAGGAAAAACCCUUUCUUGCCCUAAAAUAGACGGCAAUGUUGUUGUACGUGUUUUCAAUUCCAGCCCUAAUGCUAUCCAUCUGCAGAAAAACACGCAGAUAGCCACAGCUUUCUUUGUGGGUAUUAACAUGAUGUGGAAACCUAUAUUUUCCAUCAAUUCCACCAACAAUAUCACUCCCCCAUGUAAUGUCUCACGUGAGGCUUCCGAAUAUAUUCCUUCUGAAGCUGACUAUGCUCGAGAUUUACCUCACUUUCCAAAUAAUGUUUCAGCUUCACUUUUGAAUCGUAUAACUCUUAACAAAACUAUUCUAAACUCCAAACAACUCCACAAUUUUGAAAAAUUACUCAACAAGUAUCAAAACAGUUUCGUAAAUAACGAUGGAAAUCUAGGUCGCUACAAAGGACCUAUUACUCAUAGUAUCCAUUUCACACCACAUUCAAAAACGCCUAAGCAAAGACCUUAUCGCGUCCCAUUAGAGAAACGUCAAGAAAUUGAACGUCAAAUCAAAGAAAUGCUACGGAUUAACAUCAUAGAACCUAGCACUAGCAAAUUUGCAUCUCCAAUAGUCUUAGUAAAAAAAGGUCCAAAUAAGGACCAAUGGCGUUUUACAGUUGACUACCGUCAAAUUAAUGCCAUAACUGAGACCGAGAACCUAUUGUAUACCGCAUAUGCAAGAUAUUUUAGAUCUUGUCAGCGGCAAAGAAAUCUACAC